AAUCCCCUGUCCGGACGCCGCGCCGCCACUUCCGGGGGCGGGGCGUGGGGGCCGGAAGUGUAUCGCGCACGCAAGAUGGCGACUCCCUAUGUGACUGAUGAGACCGGGAAGUACAUCGCCUCUACGCAGCGCCCUGACGGCACCUGGCGGAAGCAGCGGCGCGUGAAGGAGGGCUACGUGCCACAGGAGGAGGUGCCGGUGUAUGAGAACAAAUACGUGAAGUUCUUCAAAAGCAAGCCUGAGCUGCCCCCGGGGCUGAGCCUGGAGCCCAACGCCCAGGCCAGCAAGCAGCCCAGCAAAGCGGAGGGCGGGGAGAGCGGACUGUCCAAAACAGCAAAAAGGAACUUGAAACGCAAGGAGAAGAGGAAGCAGCAGCAGGAGAAAGGCGAGAGGGAAACAGACGAACUGAUCCAAUCGCUGGAGAAGGUCUCCUUGUCGGGGGGCAGUGGCGGGGACACGAGAGCGGCCGCACCGCAGCCGGCCUGCAGCGCCCAGAGCUCCGCUGACGGGGAAGCCGCAGCCUCAGAGAAAAGCAAGAAGAUCAAGAACCUGAGGAAGAAGCUGCGGCAGGUGGAGGAGCUGCAGCAGCGGCUCGACUCUGGGGAGAUAAAGCAGCCGACCAAGGAGCAGCUGGAGAAGCUGGGCCGGAGGAAAGCCCUGGAGGAGGAGCUGCAGGACCUGGAGCUGGACUUGUGAGGGGGGGCCGUCGUGGGGCCGGCGUCCCCAGCGCAGGCUGUCUGGACUGAGCGCCGGCCCCUCUUUCCCGGGGUUUUGUUUUGGGUGGGUGCCGUCGUUUUUCCACAACAGUUGUUUUUUGGUUUGUUUCUUUGUUUCCCAGCUAUCGGUGUUAGGAAGUCGGCGACUCUCAGAUACCUCUCUCCUUUUUAAAGUUUAUUCGGGGGAGCCGGGCAGGGCUGGUGCUGCGGGGGAGGCGGGGGCAGCAGCUCUUCCUUGACUUCUUCCCCAGCCCCUCGCAUUCUGUGUUACGGCCUGUCGUCCUCUUCUUUUUAUUUUUAAGAACGCAAUAAUAAAAUUGCAGUAGUGACCCGGCGGCAGGAGCUCA
Molecule: messenger RNA, 1063 nt
Organism: Lagopus leucura (white-tailed ptarmigan)
Lineage: Eukaryota; Metazoa; Chordata; Aves; Galliformes; Phasianidae
Gene: PYM1
Product: PYM homolog 1, exon junction complex associated factor
Exons: 3
Coding region: 76-696 (206 amino acids)
Biological process (GO): exon-exon junction complex disassembly
Cellular component (GO): exon-exon junction complex; cytoplasm
Molecular function (GO): RNA binding
Source: RefSeq, a predicted model, not a curated record